Molecule: messenger RNA, 691 nt
Organism: Apis mellifera (honey bee)
Lineage: Eukaryota; Metazoa; Arthropoda; Insecta; Hymenoptera; Apidae
Exons: 6
Coding region: 1-567 (188 amino acids)
Source: RefSeq, a predicted model, not a curated record
AUGUGGGCGACGUGGACGAUUUUGUUUCAGUAUCGGCGCUCCGAUCACCAGCAAGUUCUGCUCCAGAACGUGAGCCUGUACACCAGCGGGAAAUACAAGUGCGAGGUGAUCACAGAGGCUCCUAGCUUCAACGCGGUCAACGCGGAGGCCAAGAUGGAGAUCGUAGUUCUACCCCAAGAGGGACCGUUGAUAACGGGCGAGGAGAAGAUUUACGCGAGCGGCGACAUCCUCGGGUUGAACUGCACCAGCGGCAAGUCUCAUCCCGCCUCCACGUUCAAAUGGUUCAUCAAUGGGAAGCAGGUGACGCCCGACACGGAAAUGGUGUUCGAGCAGCACGGACUCUACUCGGCGAUAUCCAGUUUACGGCUACAGUUGGAACCGAAUCACUUCGCUGGCGACAAAAUAAACGUCAGAUGCGAGGCGACCGUGGAAUUGGAUUCAAACUCGGACGCGCUGCACCUCGACACUCGCACAACGGAAGUUUUCGUCGCAGGACACGCGACCAGGUUCGCGUCUGCCGUCCGCUUGGCGGUGGCUAGCGCGCUACUCGUCGCGCUACUGGUCUAGGAGUAGUGGGAUCGACGACAAGCGCGGCCGGCCGCGCUUCCCUCCUCCGCGCACCAGGAGCCAAGGAGGAGGCCGUCGUCGGGAGGAGAGAGGGCGAAGCGUGGAUGAGAGCGGAGAAGAAGAA